Messenger RNA from Arvicola amphibius (Eurasian water vole), 3269 nucleotides. RefSeq names its product chromodomain Y like (gene Cdyl). Gene Ontology annotation, cellular component: nucleus. Lineage: Eukaryota; Metazoa; Chordata; Mammalia; Rodentia; Cricetidae. Gene Ontology annotation, molecular function: transcription corepressor activity. The record is from RefSeq and is a predicted model, not a curated record. The transcript has 7 exons. The coding region runs from base 254 to 1888 and encodes 544 amino acids.
CCCGCGCCUGAGCCUCAGCCAGCCCGCCGGGCACUGAGCGCGGGCGCCCAGGGCGCGUUGCGCAGCUGCUCCUGCGCACAACCCCGCUGCUGCCGGCCCGCACCGGCCGCCCGGAGAGCGAAGCUGGUCCGUGCACUGCGCCCGGCGCCGGCCGCGGAGCAGGAAGCGCAGGCCACGCAGGGACCCAACUGGAACAAAGUGUCUGCCGCCGGGUGCCGCGCCCCGACCCCGCCGCGCCCCUGCGCCGCCCACCAUGGCCUCCGAGGAGCUGUACGAGGUGGAAAGGAUUGUUGACAAAAGGAAAAACAAGAAAGGAAAGACAGAGUAUCUGGUGCGUUGGAAAGGCUACGACAGUGAGGAUGACACGUGGGAGCCGGAGCAGCACCUGGUGAACUGUGAGGAAUACAUCCUUGACUUCAACCGGCGCCACAGCGAGAGACAGAAGGAGGGGAGCUUGGCCCGUGCCAACAGAGCCUCCCCCAGCAACGCCAGGAAGCAGAUCUCCAGGUCCACCCACAGCAACCUCUCCAAGACCACCCCCAAAGCACUUGUGGUAGGCAAAGAUCAUGAGUCCAAAAACAGCCAGCUAUUGGCUACCAGCCAGAAGUUCAGGAAAAAUACAGCCCCAUCUCUUGCAAAUCGCAAGAACAUGGACCUUGCCAAGUCAGGGAUCAAGAUUCUCGUGCCUAAGAGCCCCGUGAAGGGCAGGACCUCGGUGGACGGCUUUCAGGGGGAGAGCCCUGAGAAGCUGGACCCUGUGGAGCAGGGUCCCGAGGACACCAUAGCACCAGAGGUGACUGCAGAGAAGCCCAUUGGAGCUUUGCUGGGUCCUGGUGCAGAACGAGCCAGGAUGGGGAGCCGACCCCGAAUACAUCCAUUAGUGCCUCAGGUUUCUGGCCCCGUGACUGCUGCCAUGGCCACGGGCUUAGCUGUUAAUGGAAAAGGUACAUCUCCGUUCAUGGAUGCGCUAACAGCCAACGGAACAGCUACCAUCCAGACGUCUGUUACAGGAGUGACAGCUGGGAAAAGGAAAUUUAUUGACGACAGAAGAGACCAGCCUUUUGACAAGCGGUUGCGUUUCAGUGUGAGGCAGACAGAGAGUGCCUACAGAUACAGAGACAUUGUCGUCAGGAAGCAGGAUGGCUUCACCCACAUCUUGUUAUCCACAAAAUCUUCAGAGAAUAACUCACUAAACCCAGAGGUGAUGAAAGAAGUUCAGAGUGCCCUGAGCACAGCUGCGGCCGACGACAGCAAGCUGGUGCUGCUUAGCGCGGUGGGCAGUGUCUUCUGUUGUGGUCUGGACUUUAUUUAUUUUAUACGGCGCCUCACGGACGACAGGAAGCGAGAAAGCACUAAGAUGGCGGAUGCUAUCAGAAACUUCGUGAAUACUUUCAUUCAGUUUAAGAAGCCUAUUAUUGUAGCAGUUAAUGGCCCAGCCAUUGGACUAGGAGCCUCCAUAUUGCCUCUUUGUGAUGUGGUUUGGGCUAACGAAAAGGCUUGGUUUCAAACACCCUAUACCACCUUCGGACAGAGUCCAGAUGGCUGCUCUACCGUUAUGUUUCCCAAGAUUAUGGGAGGAGCGUCUGCCAAUGAAAUGCUGCUCAGUGGGCGCAAGCUGACCGCACAGGAGGCGUGUGGCAAGGGCCUGGUCUCCCAGGUGUUUUGGCCAGGGACCUUCACCCAAGAAGUCAUGGUUCGCAUCAAGGAGCUGGCUUCAUGUAAUCCAGUUGUCCUGGAAGAGUCCAAAGCCCUGGUCCGCUGUAACAUGAAGAUGGAGCUGGAGCAGGCGAACGAGAGAGAAUGUGAAGUGCUCAGGAGGAUCUGGGGCUCCGCCCAGGGCAUGGACUCCAUGUUGAAGUACUUACAGAGGAAAAUCGAUGAGUUUUGAUUGGCAGACUGAGCAGGACAUCAGUGGCUCCCAGUCAUCCUCAGCAGUAGCCCACGCUUGGAAGCAGGACUGGAAACAUCCAAGCUAUUUAUUACCGAGGAGUUUUUAAGUACUGUAACUUUAAAAAAUAACUACAAAGCUUCUUUGUCCAAACGUCCUUAUUUUAUACUCAAGUAUACACAGUAUAAAAAUGUAAUUGAGCACCAGACUGCUCUUAGAAGCUCUAAUUUUCUUGUAAGCUAGUUGUGUUUUUUAAAGGAAUUAUGUUUUCAUUUAGGGUGGCAGAAGAGUUUGCAAUAAUGUUUGUUUUACUCAUUUUGGUGGGUUGUUUUGUUUUUUUUUUAAUCUAGAUCACAGACCCUAAAGAGUGCUAGCCAACAGCACCCCCCGCCCUAUACCUAAACAGAUGCAGAAAUCUCUGAAACAUGUUCCCGCAUCUAAGAGGCCGAGGGAGGUACAAGUACCUCGGUACUGAAAAAAAUUCUAAUCAAAAUUAAAACCAACUUGGGAAAAGCAUCAAGGUUGGAAAAUCUGUCCUGAACUACGGGCUCGUGCUGAGAUGCCCGCUGGUUCUCCCGUUCUCACUGCACCCCGUUCUUACCCAGCUAACAUGAAGAAGCAUCGUCUGUGGCGGAAAGCAGGUGAUGGUGCAGAGUGAAUCACUCCCUAGCUUGAGUGCUACUUGCUAAGUUAUAAAUUAGCGCUAGUGGGUUUAAAUAUUUUUUUCUUACCCUUUUGAAAAAUAACUACAUAAGUGCUUCUUGUGGCUGGGUGAGAUAUACUACUUUGCAGUUUUGUCUAUCUGCAGAUAAUGAUGUAUUACACCAAAAAAAGUAUUUUUAUGUUUAUAAAGUGUAAUUUUUAGGUUCACUUAGAAUAUAUUUUAUUUAAUUUAAAAUUCUCUCGGCACACUAUUAAAUACAGAAACUCCUUUCAAAACAGAGAAGAACUACCUUAUAUUUGACAUUUAAUGUUUGCGGUCUCUGCAUUUACGUCUGCCGUAUACUGUGCACAGUAUCGUGUUCAUGAGUACCCCGUGGAGUGGGGACUGAUUCCUGACUACAGGCGCCUAUUACGACUUAGGCAUCUGGGUUUGCAAUCAUAUUGAAUGUAUGAAGAUGGAAAUAAAAUCGAAAACCUUAUUUUUGUACAGUUUUGAAGUUUAUACUCAGAACUGACACCUCCCCAGCCAUGUGGAGCGCUGUGCAGUGUGUAAAUCUGCCUUUACCGUGGAUGGGUUGGUACAGUAUUUUUGCAUCUGUGGGACCUGCUCUUUUGUUCCGUAGUUUGAACUAUAUAUAAACUGUACAAUCUGUAAAGUUUUUAUAGAAUAAAUAUUCAGCUGUGAAAACUGGUUAAAUAAAACUAAUAUUUCUUAACA